Messenger RNA from Ciona intestinalis (vase tunicate), 1980 nucleotides. Its product is annotated as argininosuccinate lyase-like. Gene Ontology annotation, cellular component: cytosol. Gene Ontology annotation, molecular function: argininosuccinate lyase activity. Lineage: Eukaryota; Metazoa; Chordata; Ascidiacea; Phlebobranchia; Cionidae. The record is from RefSeq and is a predicted model, not a curated record.
GUCUUGUGCCAAGAACUAAAGUUGUCAGUUGUGUAGUGUUAUUUGCUUUGUGGCAGUUGCUCGUUCUUGUGUUAAAAAGCGAAGAAGAAGACCGUUUAAUAAAUACCGAACUUUAACUGCUUAGAUUGUCAGUGCGUCUUUUUUGGUUCGAACAUCAACGACCCGGUUAAAGUAAUUUCGUCUUGGUAAUUAGAAAAUGUCGGGUAAUGAAACAAAGCUGUGGGGAGGUCGGUUCGGAGAGGACGUGGAUUCUUUAAUGGAGAAGUUCAAUUCUUCCAUUAACAUCGAUAAACGAUUGUGCCAUGCCGAUAUUAAAGGAAGUAAAGCCUAUGCUAAAGCAAUUCAAAAGUCCGGUUUGAUUUCAGCUGAUGAACUGGAAGCCAUUACAUCUGGCUUGAAUGAGGUGGACGAGGAAUGGAAAAAAGAAAGUUUUGUGAUUCAAAGAAACGACGAAGAUAUCCACACUGCUAAUGAAAGAAGGUUAACUGAACUUAUUGGGCAACAAAUUGCAGGUAAACUUCACACUGGAAGAAGCAGGAAUGACCAGGUUGCCACAGAUGUAAGGUUGUGGUUAAAAGAUGAAAUAAAAUCUAUAAAAGUAAUUUUGGCACGUUUAAUACAAUGUAUAUGUGACCGGGCACAUAGAGAAAUUGAUGUGAUAAUGCCUGGGUAUACACACAUGCAAAGAGCCCAACCCAUAAGAUGGAGUCAUUGGCUUAUGAGCUAUGCAGUUGCGUUUUUGCGAGAUAUGGAUAUGCUUAAUGAUAUGUAUAAAAGGGUUGAUGUUCUACCAUUGGGAAGUGGGGCUCUGGCGGGUAAUCCGUUCAACAUUGAUCGAGAAUACUUGGCAAAAGAACUCGACUUUGCCCACAUUAGUUUUAACAGUCUUGAUGCGACUGGAAACAGAGACUUUGUCUCUGACAUGCUUUUCUGGUCUUCACAAUUCAGCUGCCACUUAAGCAGACUGUCAGAAGAUUUAAUUAUGUACAGCACAAAGGAAUUUGGCUUUGUUGAAUUGGCUGAUAAAUACUCAACAGGAAGCAGUCUAAUGCCACAGAAGAAAAACCCUGAUUGUCUGGAGCUGAUUCGUGGCAAAUGUGGGACCAUAAUUGGAAAAGCUAUGGGUUUUCUAACCACUUUAAAGGGGUUGCCAAGCACAUACAAUAAAGACCUACAGGAAGAUAAAGUGCCUUUGUUCGAAACUUGUGAUAUGGUGGUGGCUAUGAUUGAAAUAGCUAUGGGUGUUAUAAACACUUUAACAAUUAACCCUUUGAACAUGGAAGCAGCUUUAACGAAAGAUAUGCUUGCCACAGACCUUGCUUAUUACUUAGUCCGAAAAAAUGUCCCAUUUCGCAUUGCACAUAAUCUGUCCGGACAAGUGGUCAAAAAAGCUGAAGAAAAAAAGUGUAAGCUCAAUGAAGUCUCGCUUGAGGAACUGAGAAAAAUCAGCGAGAAAUUUGACGCAGAUGUGGUUGAGGUGUGGAACUUUGAACAUUCGGUAGAGCAGUACAAAGCUUCAGGAGGCACGAGCAAAUCCAGUGUUUUAGCCCAAAUUGAAUCAGUUUCUCAGUGCCUGAACCAUUAGCUUGGCGGUGUUAAUAUAGUAGUGUGGUGAAGUUGUGUCUAAUCUGCUUCUAUGUUCAACUGGUUGCAAUUUGUUAUGUGCAAUAAUACAUUAUAGUUAGCCACUUAGCUUUAAAUAAAUCUUUUUUUAUUGGUUUUAAGUAGCAUCACACUUACAAUGGCAAUCCUGUUUAUACAUUUCCAAGACUAAUGUCUAAUUGAACUAAUUUUGGUUUUGACUUCCUAACAUAAAAGAUUGGUUGAUCCUAAUUUAUUAUCUACAUAUGUUUAUGCCUAUAGUAGUGUGACUGUGAUAUUUCUAUAUAGUUUGGUUAUAAACCUGAACCAGUACUGUGUAUGCCAUCCAUUUCAUAUCCUACUUUCGAUCUUAAUACAAUCAACUUUUUUUCUUUCACA